Molecule: messenger RNA, 2966 nt
Organism: Crotalus tigris (Tiger rattlesnake)
Lineage: Eukaryota; Metazoa; Chordata; Lepidosauria; Squamata; Viperidae
Gene: WNT3
Product: Wnt family member 3
Exons: 4
Coding region: 271-1314 (347 amino acids)
Biological process (GO): canonical Wnt signaling pathway; cell fate commitment; multicellular organism development
Cellular component (GO): extracellular region
Molecular function (GO): cytokine activity; frizzled binding
Source: RefSeq, a predicted model, not a curated record
CAGUAUGUAAAUUACCAAUUUUAUGCUAAAAUGUUUCUAUAUUACGCAAAAUUAAGUCUAACAAAUCUUCAGUAGGAAUAGUUGAAGAAGGAAGCAUUUGGCUAACAUAGUUAUGUUAUAGAUAAACCAAUGAUUUCUGAGUGUAACCCUCUCAACUAAAUAUCAUGUAGAAGAAGAUGUAGUAAUCAUCAUGUCUUUCAAGGGCAGAAUCUAUUAAUUAAUUAUUAUGUGAGAUCCACUUUGGACAAACAUAAGUUAGUGGAAAUUGACAUGUUGGAGGCCCAGUACACUUUCAGCUAUAGACUAUAUCUAUUCUCUCCAUGCAGGUCCCUUGCAUUAGGCCAGCAAUAUACAUCCCUGGGCUCUCAGCCAAUUCUCUGUGGUUCAAUUCCUGGCUUAGUGCCUAAGCAACUUCGUUUCUGCCGAAACUACAUUGAGAUCAUGCCCAGUGUGGCGGAAGGUGUGAAGCUGGGAAUUCAAGAGUGCCAACAUCAGUUCCGGGGGAGACGCUGGAAUUGCACCACCAUUGAUGACAGCUUGGCUAUUUUUGGGCCUGUUCUAGAUAAAGCCACACGAGAAUCAGCUUUUGUGCAUGCCAUUGCCUCUGCUGGUGUGGCAUUUGCUGUCACACGGUCAUGUGCUGAGGGUACUUCCACCAUUUGUGGCUGUGACUCACACCAUAAGGGACCACCUGGUGAAGGAUGGAAAUGGGGAGGCUGCAGUGAAGAUGCUGACUUCGGGGUACUUGUCUCACGAGAGUUUGCAGAUGCCCGAGAAAACCGUCCAGAUGCUCGCUCUGCCAUGAACAGGCACAAUAAUGAAGCUGGAAGAACAACUAUCUUGGACCACAUGCAUUUAAAAUGCAAAUGCCAUGGCUUGUCUGGCAGCUGUGAAGUUAAAACAUGCUGGUGGGCCCAGCCAGACUUUCGGGCUAUUGGUGACUACUUGAAGGACAAGUAUGACAGUGCUUCGGAGAUGGUGGUAGAAAAGCAUCGGGAAUCCCGUGGUUGGGUGGAGACACUGCGUGCCAAGUAUGCCCUCUUUAAACCACCAACAGAACAUGACUUGGUCUAUUAUGAGAACUCACCCAAUUUCUGUGAACCCAACCCUGAGACUGGGUCAUUUGGUACAAGGGACAGGAUGUGCAAUGUGACUUCACAUGGGAUUGAUGGGUGUGAUUUGCUCUGCUGUGGCCGUGGCCAUAACACUAGAACAGAGAAAAGGAAAGAGAAAUGCCAUUGCAUUUUCCACUGGUGCUGUUAUGUCAGCUGCCAGGAAUGCAUUCGUGUUUAUGAUGUUCAUACCUGCAAAUAAGAAAAGGUUGCAUUAUGGCGGCUGCGGUGACCUCUGAAGUUCCUGAGGUAGUGUUCCCAAUAUUUAAAGAUUGUUUGUUUUGCACAUAUGAGAAUAUAUUUGUUUAAAAAGGAGCAAAAAUGUUUAAUGUGGCACUCACUGUAACUAUUCAUGGUGGUAAAUGAUGUUAAAAAUUCACAGGAGUAAGAGCUAGGCUCAAAAAUAUGUGAAAGGAAGAAUAUCAAAUGAUAGCAGGCAAUUCUUCCUAAACUCUUCAUCAAGUGCAGUUAUUUUAUGAAUAAUUUAAUGUGAAUCUUCCUUCCAUUUCCAAAUACAUAGCCCUAUAAUCAAGUUUUUUAAAUCUGUAACAUAGCUUGGAUUUUGGAGUUGAAAUAUUAGAGUGACAGCAUUUCAUUUUUUUUUCAAUUGACCAAGCUUUUGCUUAGUACAACUUUUAGUCCUUUGAUUAACAGUGAUCCAUCAUACAGAAAAACACAUUAUGUUUAAUAUGCACAAACACACAUGCGUACCCAUACAUCUUUAAAUAUUAGUGUCCCAGAAUACAUAGAGACUAGAAGAAGGGAAAGUGAGACUCCGAAAUAUCAGCAGCCAGCUCCUUCUUCAAAAUCCAAAUUUCUAUCUAAACCUGCUUGGGACUGCUGAGUUAAACUGAAUUAAUAGAAGAAAGAGUUAUGAUUGGCAACCAAUCCAUGGGGCAUGUUCUUUUUGUUCUGUUUUAACCAACAAAGUUAAUUAUUGUUCUUGCUUCUCCCUCCAAUGAUUCAAGUGAGCAAUUCUCUCUCCUCAUUCAAGCACCAAGUAUUCGUCUCAAAAUGUCAUGGUUCCUGGAGAACAUCGAACAUACUCAGACAAUGUUGAUACUGCUUACCUUUAUUUAUAAACCUACAUGUUUCUGGAUACCUAGAGGACACUACCAACUAUCUUGUUCUGGGGUGUUCUAAUUCCUUUACAUAGAGACAAUGAGACUUUCUAAGUUAGCUUUCUACCCCUCCUAUAAAUACUCUUUUUUUCCAACUGAAUGGAUUUAAGUGCUGCCUGCUAACUUCAGGACACAUUUUUCUUAAAAUUAUUAAAAUUUCAGGGAGAGCAUUAUUUAAGUUUUCUAUUAUUUUGAUCUUUCUCACACACAGUUUUGCUUCUGACUCCUUCCAAAAUAUUGCAGUGGUACCACUAAGUCAACCCAUCUAAAGUUGAACCAAUUAUUUGAACUCUACUGAAAAAUUAAGGAUGAUUGUUACUAAUAAGGAUAGAUUUUAUACUUACAAAGUGUUCCAAAGUAUUUGAGAUAUGUAAUUAGCAUCUGCUUUAUCUUACAGUUUCUUUCCUUCUGGUCCAAACUAAUAUAGAUCCUGGCUUCAUUGGAAUUUGCCAUUUGCACCCCUUGUGCAUAAUGCUGUUUUCUUAAGCCUUCUCAAAGUGUCCCACUUUGUAUCCCAGAGGUGUGAGAAUUUAAUUCCAAAUGAAAAAUUUGGAAUGGAUUAGAACUGUUUAUUUUUUUGAAAUAGCACAUAUUGUGCAUAAAAGAUGGUCUAACUCAGUGAUGGCGAACCUUUUAGAGACUGAGUGCCCAAACUGCAACCCAAAACCCACUUAUGCAUCGAGUGCCAGGUGGGCGUGGCUGCAGUGGUAAUGGCAGACUGGGUAGGACUAAA